ACAGACAGACAGACAGACAGACAGACAGACAGACAGACAGACAGACAGACAGACAGACAGACAGACAGACAGACAGACAAAUAGACAGACAAAUAGACAGACAAAUAGACAGACAAAUAGACAGACAGAUAGACAGACAGAUAGACAGACAGAUAGACAGACAGAUAGACAGACAGAUAGACAGACAGAUAGACAGACAGAUAGACAGACAGAUAGACAGACAGAUAGACAGACAGAUAGACAGACAGAUAGACAGACAGAUAGACAGACAGAUAGACAGACAGAUAGACAGACAGAUAGACAGACAGAUAGACAGACAGAUAGACAGAUAG
This is a messenger RNA of Candidula unifasciata, 332 nucleotides long. The record is from the annotation of a GenBank genome assembly. Lineage: Eukaryota; Metazoa; Mollusca; Gastropoda; Stylommatophora; Geomitridae.